AUGGCCCCGUCCUCCACUACUGCCGCCAAAGCUCCGUCGUCGACGGGCGGCAAGGGACCCGUCAAGGCGCCGGCGACCAAGGCCGUCAAGAGCAAGCCGCCUACGGCCGAUGGCGGCCCGAAGAAGAGGAAGAAGGCCCGCAAGGAGACCUACUCGUCCUACAUCUACAAGGUCCUCAAGCAGGUUCACCCCGACACGGGCAUCUCAAACAAGGCCAUGCUCGUCCUCAACUCGUUCGUCAACGACAUCUUCGAGCGCAUCGCGACCGAGGCCGGCAAGCUCGCGUCGUACAACAAGAAGAAGACGAUCUCGUCGCGCGAGAUUCAGACGGCUGUUCGCCUGAUCCUCCCCGGCGAGCUGUCGAAGCACGCCAUCUCGGAGGGCACCAAGGCCGUCACCAAGUUCUCGGCGUCGACGUGA
This is a messenger RNA of Rhodotorula graminis WP1, 420 nucleotides long. RefSeq lists its product as uncharacterized. Gene Ontology annotation, cellular component: nucleosome. Gene Ontology annotation, biological process: nucleosome assembly. Gene Ontology annotation, molecular function: DNA binding; structural constituent of chromatin; protein heterodimerization activity. NCBI's taxonomy places the organism in Eukaryota, Fungi, Basidiomycota, Microbotryomycetes, Sporidiobolales, Sporidiobolaceae. The transcript has 4 exons. The coding region runs from base 1 to 420 and encodes 139 amino acids. The record is from RefSeq and is a predicted model, not a curated record.